AUUAAAACCUCUUUGUCAUCCUCCCUCUCCCUCGGCCAUUGUGUCUUCAUUCCUCGCCAUUGGAAGGCUAUGGCGGUACCACAGAGUCGCUCCGUAUUGGUUCUUCUAGGAUUGUUAGGGAUUUUGAUCCUCGAUCUUCAUCGGGUGCAAGCCGAUUCGAUUCACGAUCUCCUUAAGAGCAGAGGAUUGCCCGUAGGCCUCCUUCCCAAGGCUGUGAAAUCGUACACUCUCGACGAUCAUGGCCGCCUGGAAGUCUUCCUCGAUCGCCCUUGUUUGACGAAAUUCGAGAGUAGAGUCUAUUUCGACAGCGUUGUAAAGGGUAAUCUCAGUUAUGGCGAGCUUACAGGACUUGAGGGUCUCUCCCAGGAAGAACUCUUCCUGUGGUUACCUGUCAAAGACAUCAUACUCGACGACCCAUCAUCGGGUGUCAUCUUGUUCGACAUUGGAGUCGCUCAUAAGCAGCUCUCACUUUCCCUCUUCGAAGAUCCUCCAGAAUGCAAGCCGGAAGCUCAAGGCACUCUGAGUCUUGGAUCAGGCGGUUGGCAGGAGGAUGAGAGAAAGGAAAAGGGAUUUGGAGUGGAGAUGAAACCACAAAUCCUUUGAGAUCUUACUGUUCUUUUAUUUUUAUUUAUAUUCUCUUAUUUUUUAUUAUUUUUAAUCGAGAGUAACUGUGGGUAGAUGUGAUUAAGAUGUAAAGAUCGGAACAAAAGAUUUUAAUGGAGGUUUUUUUUAUUUUUA
Molecule: messenger RNA, 738 nt
Organism: Nelumbo nucifera (sacred lotus)
Lineage: Eukaryota; Viridiplantae; Streptophyta; Magnoliopsida; Proteales; Nelumbonaceae
Source: RefSeq, a predicted model, not a curated record